Molecule: messenger RNA, 1912 nt
Organism: Phoenix dactylifera (date palm)
Lineage: Eukaryota; Viridiplantae; Streptophyta; Magnoliopsida; Arecales; Arecaceae
Product: 4-coumarate--CoA ligase-like 7
Molecular function (GO): CoA-ligase activity
Source: RefSeq, a predicted model, not a curated record
UAUCAAUACCACCACCCCCAAGCAUUACCAACCUUCUCUCAUGGCGGAGACUGCCGACGAUCCUCGGUCACCGUCACUUCCUCCGUCCGUCGACCCGAGGAGCGGCUUUGACGGCGUCACCAAGACAUUCUGCAGCCUCCGCCCCACCGCCGCCAUGCCGUCACCCUCCGUCCCCCUCUCCGCCGCCUACUACGCCGAAUCCCUCCUCCACUCCCCACUCCCCUCCCACCCCGCCAUCCUCGACGCCACCACCGGCGCCGCCGUCUCCUUCCCCGACCUCCUCUCCCAGAUCCGCUCCCUCGCCGCCUCCCUCCGCGCCCACCUCGGCCUCUCCAACGGACACGUGGCGUUCAUCCUCUCCCCAAACCGCCUCGAGAUCCCUGUCCUCUACCUUGCUCUCUUCUCAAUCGGCGCCGUCGCCGCCCCCGCCAACCCCGCCUCCACCCCCUCCGAGAUCGCCAGCCUCGUCCGCCUAUCCAAACCCACCGUCGCUUUUGCCGUCUCUUCCACCGCCGCUGCCCUCCCCCGCCACCUACCCACCCUCCUCCUCGACUCCUUGGAAUUCCACUCCUUCCUCACCUCCAACGCCGCAUCGGCCGCCGUUCCGGCGGCGGAGGUGCGCCAGCCCGACGUGGCGGCCAUCCUGUUCUCCUCGGGGACAACCGGACGGGUCAAGGCGGCGGCGCUGACGCACCGGAGCUUCAUCGCGAUGAUGGCCGGGUUUUAUGCGGCGCGGCGGGAGGGACGGCCGGAGGUGAAGCUGCUGACGGCGCCGAUGUUCCAUACAAUGGGGUUCGUUGUGGCUCUGAAGGGAGUGGUGCUGGGGGCGACGAUGGUGCUGAUGGGCGGCGGCCGGGCGGGUGUAGCGGAGAUGCUCCGGGCGGCGGAGCAGCACAGGGUGACGGAGAUAACGGCGGCACCGCCCGUGGUGGUGGCAAUGGGGCGGCCAGAGGUGGCAGCGGGUCUUGACUUGUCGGCGCUCGAGCGCGUGGUCUGCGGUGGCGCUCCGCUCCACCCGGCGGCGGCGGAGCGGUUCAUGGCGAGGUUCCCUCGCGUGGAGCUCUCGCAGGGGUAUGGUUCAACUGAGGCAGGAGGAAUUUCCAUAUUGGUUGGUCCUGAUGAAUGCUGUCAUGUGAGGUCUGCUGGACGCCUCUCUUCUAAUGUCGAAGCAAAAAUUGUAGACACAGUCACUGGUGAGGCUUUAUCAGUUGCCCAAGAAGGUGAAUUAUGGGUCCGAGGUCCUGCCAUCAUGAAAGGUUAUGUUGGUGACGAUGAAGCCAAUGCUUCCAUAUUCAGUUCUGAUGGUUGGCUGAAGACAGGUGAUCUGUGUUACUUUGAUCAUGAUGGGUUUCUUUACAUCGUGGAUAGGCUGAAGGAGUUGAUCAAAUACAAGGCUUACCAGGUUCCGCCUGCUGAAUUGGAGCUUUUGCUGCAGUCCUUACCAGAAAUUGUGGAGGCUGCUGUAGUUCCGUACCCACAUGAAGAAGCAGGGCAAAUACCAAUGGCAUUUGUGGUGAGACAACCUGGAAGCAACCUCAGUGAAGCAGAAAUUAUUGAUUUUGUUGCAAAGAAGGUCGCACCAUAUAAGAAGAUACGUAAAGUUGCAUUUGUUGACUCAAUACCGAAAUCAGCAGCUGGAAAGAUCUUGAGGAGGGAAUUGAGAAAACUUGCACUUUCUACCUCCAAAUGUAAAUUAUGAUGCGUGUUUCAUGUCUAGAUCAUGAAGUCUUUUAGUUUGACAGUCUCCAAUGUACUAUGAGUUUCAAGCAUAGCGACAGUGCAUCCUAGCACUUGCUUAAUUGCUAAAAGCUUGAAAGGAUGUGCUUCAUUUAUGCCUUGUGUCAAAGCUUUUCUUUAUUUGCUCAAUAGCAUUGAACAGUUAUCAAGGGAAUGGAUUAAGCUUUCUAAAAAA